CUCCUCGCGGAUGGGACUUGAGUGUGUUCACCGAACAGACAGAAAGGGCUUGGUCCGUUCUCGUAUCGGCCAGGGUGUCACCGGUCGGUGAGUGAGUCAGCGCGGCCCCGAACUGCUGCAGUCAGUCUGGCAUAGGAGGCGCUCCAGCCCCGAAGAAGCCCCCGGUAGAUGAACGUCGUCCUCGGCUAUGCUGCCCUGAGUGCGCCGCCGCCGGUACCCGCCCUGCCAACAUGUCUGAUGUCAACAAGACUCUACAGAAAUGGCAAGCCAGUUUCAGAAAAGGCACAGACUUUGACUCGUGGGGACAAUUAGUGGAGGCUAUAGACGAAUACCAAAUACUUGCAAGGCAACUGCAAAAAGAAGUGCAGUCAUCAAACUCAUCAGACUUCACAGAAGAGCAGAAGAAAACUCUAGGGAAAAUUGCAACAUGCCUGGAGAUGAGGAGUGUCAGUUUGCAGUGCACACAGUCAACAGAGGAGUUCAAGUUGGAAGAUUUAAAGAAACUGGAAAGCAUCAUCAAGAACAUAUUGACGUACAACCAAGAAUUUCCCUUCGACGUCCAACCGGUGCCUUUAAGAAAGAUCCUCGCUCCUGGUGAAGAGGAGAAUCUGGAGCUAGAAGAAGAUGCUGUUGCAGUCGCCGGUUCCACAGAAGCUUUCCCCCCGAGAGCUCCGGGUACCUUGUUGCCACGAUUACCCUCCGAGCCAGGAAUGACGCUGCUUACGAUAAGAAUAGAAAAAAUUGGUCUCAAAGAUGCAGGGCAAUGUAUCGACCCAUACAUGACUAUUAGUGUCAAAGAUUUAAAUGGGGUAGAUUUGAACCCUGUGCAAGACACCCCCGUGGCCACCAAGAAGGAAGACAUCUACAUCCACUUUAGUAUGGACAUCGAGAUCCAAAGGCAUCUAGAAAAACUACCUAAAGGGGCAGCUAUUUUCUUUGAAUUCAAGCACUACAAACCCAAGAAGCGGUUUACCAGCACAAAAUGUUUUGCCUUCUUGGAAAUGGACGAAAUCAAGCCUGGACCCAUUGUGAUUGAGCUGUACAAAAAGCCCACUGACUACAAGAGGAAGAAACUUCAGCUCCUCACAAAGAAACCACUUUAUCUUCAUCUUCAUCAAACCUUGCACAAGGACAGCUAAAAAGCCCAUGAGGCGCUCGAUCACAUACAAUACAGCACUACUAAAUCAUACUAUUUUUUUUUUUUUCCUCAAUGGCUAUAUUAGCAGAGUAAAGGGAACUGAACCAGAAGGUGGUCACGCCCACACACCUUUCCUACAUUUUUUUUUUUUUAUACCCUUGUGCAAAACUGUGUUCGGGCUAUUUGAAGGACAUACUGUAUUUCACGCUGCAAAAUUUUUGAACCCAACGCGUUGGGUCGGACUCCACACGAGGUUAUGUCAACAUGAGGUGCUCUACUAUCUCUGUUUGCACUGGUGGACCUUGAAACAGAAGUGUGCAAGUCAUCUGCCAAAAAGUGGAAGUCAUGUGUAGCACGCAUUGAGCUAAGCCAUUGAUUGAAUCAUUUAAAAGGCAGACUAAGUAAAUCUCAAAAUGAGUUCACGUGGAGGCAUUUUGGUGCUAAGUAAUAUCUGUAUAGAUAAUUUUAGUUAUCAUAAGUAAAUGAAAUAAUAGAAGUGGAAUUUAAGCAUGCCGGAAUUUAACAAGAUCUGCCUCUUUACCAAAAUGUAUAAUGAUAGAAAUACUAAGAGAAUUUUAGCAUAUGUAUAAUAUUGCAAUACUUUUUUUUAAGGUGGUCAAAAUAACUAAUACUUUCUUGUUCAAGCUUCACCUCCUCACCAAUUAUUGCAAAUUGAAAUAUAUAUAGUCAUUAAAAUAUAUUUUAAAUACGUCUUCUUAAGCUGCUUCUCCAAUUGUAAUAUUGGCAUUAGUACUAAUAAAAAAAUACAGCAUGAACUAAUGAUGAAUUGUAAUUCAAAAAAAUACAACACAAAUCAUAUUCCCAGUUUAAGCUCCACACCGUUCCGAAUUUUGUAUUAUAAAGUGACGAAUAAUAACUAUUAUUACAUUUUGAUAAAUGAUGGAUAGCAUCUGGCUAACCUGCAACAGAACCUGGAUGAUUAACCUCUGUGUAAUAAAUAUUUAAAUAAUUAUUUUUUAAUACAUUUUUAAAAGUUAAAAGGUUCCAGCUAUGCCAUGUCACCAAUUUGGAUGUACUGUGCUCAUUAAAAAAAUAUUACAAAAUAGUUGAUAGAGAGCAAUCGAAUUAAGAAGAAAAAAAAAAAAAACAUUUUAAUUUCAAAAGAUUUCAUACUUUGGUCCUGAAAUAUUUGUAUAAUGAGUGAUUUAAGUGUCAACAACUAAGAAUUUAAAAUUUUCCCACAAAAAAGUAUCCGAACCUUUUGGAAUUUUUCACAUUUCUGAAUAAAAUCACCAACAAAUGUAGUCUGAUCUUUUGUCAAAAUCACACAGAUGAAAAAAACAGUGUCUGCUUUAACUAAAACCACCAAAACAUUUAUAGGUUUUCAUAUUUUUAUGAGGAUUGUAUGCAAACAAUGACAGAAGGGGGACAAAUAUGUAAGUGAACCAUAACAUUUAAUAUUUUUUGCCUCCACCAUUUGGCAGCAAUAAAGUCGACCAGACGCUUCCUGUAGCUGCAGAUCAGUCCGGCACAUUGAUCAGGACUAAUCUUGGCCCAUUCCUCACGACAAAAGUGCUGUAGUUCAGUCAGAUUCCUGGUAUGUCUGGCAUGAAUCGCUGUCUUUAGGUCAUGCCACAGCAUCUCAAUGGGGUUCAAGUCUGGACUUUGACUUGGCCACUCCAGAACGUGUAUUUUGUUGAUUUACUUCUGUGUUUUGGAUCAUUCUCUUGUUGCAGCAUCCAUCCUAUUUUUAGCUUCAACUGUCUGACAGACAGCCUGUUUUUCCUGCAAAACUUUUGAAUUCAUUCUUCCAUUAAUGAUUGCAAGUUGUUCAGGUCCUGCGGUAGCAAAACAGCCCCAAAUCAUGAUGCUCCCUCCACCAUGCUUCACCGUGGGAAUGAGGGGUUGAUGUUGGUGAGCUGUUCGUUUUCCUUCACACAUGACUUUGCGUGUUACUCCCAAACAAUUCAACUUUGGUUUGCAUCAGUCGACAAAAUGUUUUGCCAAAACGUCUGUGGAGUGUCCAAGUGCCUUUUUGCAAACAUUAAACGAGGAAUAAUGUUUUUUUAGACAGCAGUGGCUUCCUCUGUGGAGUCCUGCCAUGAACACCAUUCUUGGCCAUAGUUUUACAUGUAGUUAAUGUGUGCAGAGAUAUUGGACUGUGCCAGUGAUUUCUGUAAGUCUUGAGCAGAGACUCUAGGGUUCUUUUACCUCUCUGAGUAUUCUGUGCUGAACUCUUAGCGUCAUCUUUGGUGGACAACCACUCCUUGGGAGAGAAGCAACAGUGACAAACUCUCCAUUUGUAGACUUCUCUGACUGUCGAUUGAUGAACAUCCAGACUUUUAGAGAUGGUUUUGUAUCCUUUCCCAGCUUUAUACAAAUCAACAAUCCUUGAUCAUAGGUCUUCACACAGCUCUUUUGACCGAGACACAGUGCACAUCAGGCAAUGCUUCUCAUCAAGACAUUUCUUAUCAGGGGUGUUUUAGAGAGGGCAAGGCAGCUUUAAACCACUAAUCAGGGAUUGGGCAUACACCUGACUUAAAUUGGUUUCAAUUGCUCUUUAAGUCUCCUUAGACAGAGGGUUCACUUAGUUAUUCGUCCCACUUGUGUCAUUGUUUGCAUGCUAUUCUCAUUAAAAUAUGAAGACCUAUAAAUCUUUGGUUUUAGUUACAGCAGAAACUUUAUUUUCAUCUGUGUGAUUUUGACAAAGAUCAGAUCACAUUUGAUGGUGAUUUUACGCAGAAAUGUGAGAAAUUCCAAAAGGUUCAGAUACUUUUUCAUACCACUGUACAGCAAUUUUAUUCAGAUUGCCUCCAUUUUUCUAAACCAUUUGACAAAAUUGACUGACGGAUUUACCAACAAACAACUUGUAUUCCACAGUUGAUAUCAGGUCGUGUUUGACAUUUGGCAGCUAUUUGACUGGCGCUACUAUCUGAACAUUUCAAAUAAAUUCAGCAUUUAAUUAGACUUUAUGGUGCCCUCUUCAGAAAUCGUGACAUUUGGAUUAAGUGGUGCAGUUUUUCAUUUAGUACUGUGUCUUUGACCUUUAUUUUCCUGAUCAUGUCAGGUGGCAUUUGUAGGCAAAUGGAUGGAUAAUCGUGUUGGCCUUUGUUUCAGAAUUUAAUUUGAAUGUCAUAUUUGUAUGCAUAAAAUUUGUAUGGAUGCAAUGAGAUUUGCAUUUUAUCUGGGAUUUGGGCGUUUCCCCAUAAAGUGUUUUUUUUUUUUUUUUUUAUAAGUGAAGAUGGAUUGAUGUCACCUUAAUAUUUUGAUCUCCAUGGAUUUUGAUUGCAAUACUUGAUUUUUAGAUUUUAUUUUUGUAAUGUUCAAGGCUGUAAACGACCUGAGAGAUGAGGAUGCAGUAACUAUGUGUGACCAUGUGGUGUGUAUGCCUGGACUGAUAAGACUGACGGGAAUUUGAUCUUAAGAUUUCUAAUAAACAGAAAGGCAUUUCAAUGAAUGAAUGGUAAUUUUGAAUAAUGUUAAAGAAAAAAUCAUGACGUUUUGAGUACAAAUGUACCGGACAAUUUACUUUCAGAAUUUUAAUCACUACUUGGACUCCAAGAAAUGGUUUAUAGACAAAUUGUACUUAUAACAAAGACUGCUAGUUUUUGCAUUCUUUAUUAUUAAAAGAUUUCUACGAACAUAGUAAAAUAAGUUAUACAUCUGGCCAUCAAAUUACACAUUUACAGUUGGCUCCAGAAGAUAGUUUUGGGCAAAAAAAAAAGAAAAAAAAUGAAAUGCUAGAAGCUAAACCUCUCUAUUACCACUUUUAAAACAUUUCCACAGGAAAUGACAUUUAUAAACCUUUAAAAACCACCGCUAUAUAUUUUUCAAAAUGCAAAUCCUUUGACAUACAUUGAAUUAUUGCACAAUAAAAUGUUGCAAAAAAAAAAAAAAAGUGGUAACCCUUUCAGUUCUUGAGUACAUGGAAUUUCCACGCAAACAUUGAUGCUUUGAUUUAAGGACCAUGCUUUAUAAAUAGCAUUUCAGUUUUAUU
Molecule: messenger RNA, 5096 nt
Organism: Corythoichthys intestinalis (scribbled pipefish)
Lineage: Eukaryota; Metazoa; Chordata; Actinopteri; Syngnathiformes; Syngnathidae
Gene: aida
Product: axin interactor, dorsalization associated
Exons: 10
Coding region: 231-1139 (302 amino acids)
Biological process (GO): determination of ventral identity
Cellular component (GO): membrane
Molecular function (GO): phosphatidylinositol binding
Source: RefSeq, a predicted model, not a curated record